Molecule: messenger RNA, 2017 nt
Organism: Manis javanica (Malayan pangolin)
Lineage: Eukaryota; Metazoa; Chordata; Mammalia; Pholidota; Manidae
Gene: RABGGTA
Product: Rab geranylgeranyltransferase subunit alpha
Biological process (GO): protein geranylgeranylation
Cellular component (GO): Rab-protein geranylgeranyltransferase complex; cytoplasm
Molecular function (GO): zinc ion binding; Rab geranylgeranyltransferase activity
Source: RefSeq, a predicted model, not a curated record
GCCCAGCCUCAGUGGCGGGCGCCGCAGCUCCGCUUCUCCCAGGCCUCCGCCCGGCGCAGGUAGAUCGGCCCGUGGGGGGCGGGAAUACUUGAGAGCUGUGGUGCAGGCUGGUAGCUGCAGCCUCCUGGAGCGGAGUGGUCCCCAACGCCCAAGUGCCCCGGUCGGGUCCGGGCCCGGUGAACCCGGCUGCGGGCAGGGCCCCACAGGUUUCACGGGCUACCACCGGACCCCUUCCUGAGCCGGCAGCAUGCACGGGCGCCUGAAGGUGAAGACAUCGGAGGAACAGGCGGAGGCCAAAAGACUAGAGCGGGAGCAGAAGCUGAAGCUAUACCAGUCAGCCACCCAGACUGUCUUCCAGAAGCGCCAGGCUGGUGAGCUGGAUGAGUCAGUACUGGAACUGACAAGCCAGAUUCUGGGAGCCAAUCCUGACUUUGCCACCCUUUGGAACUGUAGACGAGAGGUGCUCCAGCAGCUGGAGGCCCAGAAGUCCCCUGAGGAGUUGGCCACUCUGGUGAAGACAGAACUAGGCUUUCUGGAGAGUUGCCUGCGGGUGAACCCCAAGUCCUACGGUACCUGGCAUCACCGCUGCUGGUUGCUGGGCCGCCUGCCAGAACCCAACUGGGCCCAAGAGCUGGAGUUGUGUGCCCGCUUCCUUGAAGUUGAUGAGCGGAACUUUCACUGCUGGGAUUACCGGCGGUUCGUGGCUGCACAGGCAGCUGUGCCUCCUGCAGAGGAGCUAGCCUUCACUGACAGCCUCAUCACCCGCAACUUCUCCAACUACUCCUCUUGGCAUUACCGCUCCUGCCUCUUGCCCCAGUUGCACCCCCAGCCAGAGUCUGGACCACAGGGACGCCUCCCUGAGGAUGUGCUACUCAAAGAGCUGGAGCUAGUGCAGAAUGCCUUCUUCACUGACCCAAAUGAUCAGAGUGCCUGGUUCUACCAUCGCUGGCUCUUGGGACGAGCUGACCCUCAAGAUGCCCUGCGCUGUCUGCACGUGAGCCGGGACGAGGCCUGUCUGACUGUCUCCUUCUCUCGGCCGCUCCUAGUGGGCUUUGGGACGGAGACCUUGCUGCUUAUGGUUGAUGAGUCACCCCUGGCUGUGCAGUGGAGGACACCAGAUGGCAGGAACUGGCCCAGCCCUGUCUGGCUCUGUGACCUGCCUGCCACCUCCCUCAACGACCAAUUGCCCCAGCAUUCAUUUUGUGUCAUUUGGAUGGCAGGCAAUACCCAGAAGGAAUGUGUGCUUUUAAAAGGCUGCCAGGAGGGCUGGAGCCGGGACUUGGCCGUGGAUGAGCAGCUCUUCAGGUGUGAGCUGUCGGUGGAGAAGUCCACAGUGCUGCAGUCUGAGCUUGAAUCCUGUAAGGAGCUGCAGGAGCUGGAGCCUGAGAAUAAAUGGUGCCUGCUCACCAUUAUCCUGCUGAUGUGGGCGCUGGAUCCCCUACUGUAUGAGAAGGAGACACUGCAGUACUUCCAGACCCUCAAGGCUGUGGACCCAAUGCGUGCAGCAUACUUGGAUGACCUCCGCAGCAAGUUCUUGCUGGAGAACAGCAUGCUCAAGAUGGAGUAUGCCGAGGUGCGCGUGCUGCACCUGGGUCACAAGGAUUUGACAGUGCUCUGCCAUCUGGAACAGCUGCUCUUGGUCACUCAUCUUGAUCUGUCGCAUAAUCGUCUCCAAGCCCUGCCCCCUGCCCUGGCCGCUCUGCGCUGCCUUGAGGUGCUGCAGGCUAAUGAUAAUGCCAUCGAGACCCUGGACGGUGUCACUAACCUGCCCCGGCUGCAGGAGCUCUCACUGUGCAACAACUGCCUCCAGCAGCCUGCAGUGCUCCGGCUUCUUGCCUCCUGCCGUAGGCUGGUCCUCCUCAACCUGCAAGGCAACCCCCUGUGUGAAGCAGUGGGCAUCUCUGAGCACCUAGCUGAGCUCCUGCCUUCUGUCAGCAGCAUCAUCACCUAAGAGACCCUUCCCUACUGUUCCCCUUUAAUUUAUCAGCACUGAAUAAACAAUGGAGAGGCCCCCUCA